CAAGAGUACUUCCCCCCUUCUCUCUCAUAGUCCUCGCACCUAAAAACCUAGCGCAAGGGGCAUGGUGAGGCGGUGGAACGCGGUGGGGAGGCUCCGCCGACUAGCCCGAGGUGCCGAUCUCUGAUCCUACGCAACGAUCCGGCUGCUUCGGCUCGCUGUCGGUCACAAGAUAUGGCAGCUUCUCAACAUGUUGAAGUAGAGGCUGCCAAACUUUUGCAUAAACUUAUCCAAGAAUCGAAGGAUGAGCCUGCUAAAUUAGCUUCAAAGCUUUAUGUGAUAUGUCAACAUAUGAAAGUAAGUGGAAAGGAGCAUUCAUUGCCAUAUCAAGUCAUUUCUAGGGCCCUUGAAACUGUUAUAAAUCAGCAUGGGCUUGACAUUGAGGUCUUGAAAUCAUCCCGCCUUCCAUUUACUGCUGUCCCUCAAACAGGAAGUUCUGGCCAGGCAAAGUUAAGGGAAAAGGAAGCAGUUAACAAUUUGUUGCAUGCAGGUGGAAGUGAUGUUCCUCAAAAAGGUUUGGGUGCUGCAACUUGGCAAGUUGCAUCCACUAAUUUAGCUAAUGAAGCCUUUGCUGGUCCGUCCAAUCGCUAUGAUAUGAUGAAAAAUACAUCAGGCGCAAUAGAUGUAUCAAAUAAAUUGGGAAUGAGUAAGAUGGACAUGGUUGGACUUGAAGCUCAGCAAAGUUUAUCUCAGAAAAUUAGUAAGUCAUCUGACCAAGGAAGUCCAGCCAGCAUGCCAACGGAGGACACAAGGUCAGCAAACUCUUCGGAAAGGCAUGAUAGCACUAGAUUUGAGAAUCAAUCAAACAAGAAAGUAGUAAAGAAGACUGCCCCUAAGCGUAAAAGAGGAAACUCAAAAACGGCAGAAGAUUCUUUGCCUGACAGCCCUCAGUUAUCUGAAACCUCUGUCAUGGGCCACAGUUCUAGGAAAGGCAAACAGAAUGAUAAAGGUGGAAGGCAAGAUGAAUCAAAAUCAGGUGCUCUCGAACAAUCAAAUAAUCUUCAUCAAAACACCCACUUAUUUAAUGUUUCUGGAGCUCCAUUUCGAAGCAAACAAGAAGGUUGUGAGGUUAUGACUGAGAGGACAAUGGAUAACACAAAAAUACCAAAUACAUUUUCUCUAAAUUCAAUUUCUAAGCUUCCUGAAGAACGGGAGGUAUUGUCUGCUGAGCGAUUUUUUGCUCUGCAAAAGGGAGGGUUGAUGGCAUCGAGAAUGAACUCUUUUAGCUCAAAUUAUCUCUGGAACCAGAACAAAUUUGCCAUGCCAUCAGAUAAUUCUCAGGGUUCUACUUCUUCUCUUAAAGAACCUUCUCCUGGAAUUCAUGGUGAAUCUUUGUAUGCUAAUAAUCAAACAAAUGCUAACACAAAUACUGAAACAAGUGCUGAUGUGCCCACCAGUCGCUUGCAUGGUAUUCCUACAUGUUCUUCUGGUGGUUUUAAUUCCUUUAUAGCGGCAAAUGUUGCCCUUUCAGCCCCUGCACAAUAUAAUAACUCUCAAUUGGAGAGCCAUGAUUCAGCUUCCAAGUUACAUUUUCAAAGAAACUUUGAAGCUUCCUCUAGUUCUCAUCUGUUGAACAGGGGCAAAGAGUUCCUUCCCGUCAGCACUACCAAAGAAAUUCCUCUCUCCAGUAAACCUGUUCUAGACUCACAUACCUGGAAUUCCUCUGCCGCGAGAGAGGAUGCAUCAAGAUUUUCUGUAAAAGCUUUUGAAGGGCAGGUUGGUUUAUCUUCACAUGGGACAAAAGUAACAGAAGGAGAUUCGUUCCAUGUAGAAGCAAGUCAGGGAGGUGGAGCAAAAAUGGACAUGAUGCGUCAAGUGAGCCAAGAUCUCUUUUCUAGAUCAAAAUCAGACAGUAGAUCAAGUGGUAUACCAAUUAGCAUGGAAACAGGUGCUCCAACAAGUUCCUCAGUUAUAAAACUUGGCACAAGUCCUUCUCAUCCUUUUAGGGAACAACAACUGAAACAACUUAGGGCUCAAUGCCUUGUAUUUCUUGCGUUCAGAAAUAAUUUAGUGCCUAGGAAAUUGCACCUUGAAAUAGCACUUGGAGCUAGUUUGGCAAAAGAAGACGAAACACAACCUCGCUUGAAUGAUAGCAGAGGAACUGAAAGGGAACCGAGUAAUAGUCAGGAGAAUUCGUUUGUUGGUCCAAGCAAUAUGGCUAGAGGACCUCCAGCUUCCUCAUCUAGUGGCAGUAUAGUCGAGCCAGAAUUGUCCUCAAAGGACAUAGCUAAUGCAAAGAAAAAAGGUAUUUUCAGCAAUCAGUUCGAGAGUGAGGUUCCAUCUAAUUCUAACCACCAAUCUGUUUGGCCAAAUCAAGUCUCACCUUCUGUAGGAUUUGGUAAAUCUAAGAGUUUUGAUAUGCCAUUUGCUCCAAGAGCCAAAAUUAAGGACACUGCUAGUAACGAAACUCCAGCUGCUGCUAUGCUGCAUCGGGAAGCUUAUCUGAAUCAGUCUCAUAACUUCAGUCAAAAUAACAAUGCAGGCUCUUUACAUUUGCCAGAUCCUAACUUGUCUGGAGUCAAUGUCCAUCCUGAUAAGCAUCAGUCCCUUUUACCUGUAAAAGAGCAGAAUCCGCAUGCUGUAGGAAACAGAUGUGAAAGUGUUGAAAAUGCAUUUCAUCCAUUAAAGGAUGUCAACUCCUUAAAUCGAUUCAUUCCUGAGAAAAUGUCUUCCUAUCCAGAUGCCUUGACUUCAAAUGGUGUAGCUAUGUCUGCCAUUCACAAACAACAUCCUGAUGCAUACAUGACAGGGAUCAUGAAUGAGGUGGUCUUGGAGAAAUCUUUUGAUCAAGACAUUGGAAAUCAAUCAAAUUUGAAUGAGAUGCUUGCAUCUCAUCCAAAGUACACAACUUCUGAGAAGUGUAUUAUGGAUUAUCAAAAGAGGAAACUAGUUGAAGAACAAAAAUGGGCUUCAAAGCUUAAAAAGUCUGAGGAAAAAAUAGCUGCAUGCUAUGAGAAAUUGAAGGAAAAGGUGAGUUCAUCUGAAGAUAUUUCUUCUAAGACAAAGAGUGUUAUAGAACUGAAAAAACUCCAACUUCUUCCGCUACAGCGCCGGUUAAGAAGUGACUUUCUUAAUGAUUUUUUCAAGCCUGUAACACCUGAGAUGGAUCGACUAAAGUCAUUCAAGAAACACAGACAUGGACGACGAAUUAAGCAGCUUGAAAAGUUUGAACAGAAAAUGAAGGAAGAAAGGCAAAAGCGAAUUCGUGAAAGACAAAAAGAAUUCUUUGGUGAAAUAGAAAAUCACAAAGAGAAACUUGAGGAGUCAUUCAAGAUUAAGAGAGAGCGUUGGAAGGGUUUUAAUAAAUACGUGAAGGAAUUUCAUAAAAGAAAAGAGAGGGCAUACCGGGAGAAGAUUGACAGGAUCCAACGUGAGAAGAUUAAUCUAUUGAAGAAUAAUGAUGUAGAGGGAUAUCUGAGAAUGGUUCAGGAUACAAAAUCAGAUCGUGUUAAGCAGCUUCUUAAGGAGACUGAAAAGUAUCUUCAGAAGCUGGGUUCAAAGAUAAAUGAUGCCAAGUCUGUGGCAAAGCAAUUUGAAAUGGAUGAAAGUCGAGACCAAACUAUGGUUGAAAACAAUGAGACUGCUAAUGAGAACGAUGAUGAGAGUGACCAGGCUCAACAUUAUUUGGAGAGCAAUGAAAAAUAUUACAAAUUGGCUCAUAGUGUAAAAGAGAGUAUAAGUGAGCAACCAAUAUCUCUUCAUGGAGGAAAAUUGCGGGAGUAUCAGAUGAAUGGUUUACGUUGGUUGGUUUCUUUGUAUAACAAUCACUUAAACGGGAUUCUUGCAGAUGAAAUGGGUCUUGGUAAAACUGUUCAAGUAAUUUCUCUAAUUUGUUACUUGAUGGAAACAAAGAACGACAAAGGUCCUUUUCUUGUGGUUGUGCCAUCAUCUGUUCUACCAGGUUGGGUGACUGAAAUGAGUUUCUGGGCACCUGGCAUAAACAAAAUAUCAUAUUGUGGUCCUCCUGAAGAAAGGCGUAGACUAUUUAAGGAAUUGAUUAUUCAUCAGAAGUUUAACGUUUUGCUGACAACAUAUGAGUACUUGAUGAACAAACAUGAUAGACCAAAGUUAAGUAAAAUUCAUUGGCACUACAUAAUUAUUGAUGAAGGUCAUCGCAUAAAGAAUGCCUCCUGUAAACUCAAUGGAGACUUGAGGAAUUAUCAGAGUUCUCAUCGGUUGUUAUUGACUGGAACCCCACUACAGAACAAUCUUGAAGAGCUGUGGGCCCUUCUUAAUUUCUUGUUGCCUAAUAUUUUUAACUCAUCAGAGGAUUUUUCUCAAUGGUUCAACAAACCAUUUGAAACCAAUGGAGAUAAUAAUCCUGAUGAAGCAUUACUCUCUGAAGAGGAAAAUCUUUUAAUUAUAAACCGUCUUCACCAAGUUCUUCGACCUUUUGUUCUUCGAAGACUUAAACAUAAGGUUGAGAAUCAAUUGCCUGAGAAAAUUGAAAGACUUGUAAGAUGUGAGGCUUCUGCUUAUCAGAAACUCUUAAUGAAAAGAGUCGAGGAGAAUCUUGGUUCAUUAGGAAGUGUUAAGGCACGCUCAAUACACAAUACUGUGAUGGAAAUGCGUAAUAUAUGCAAUCACCCAUAUCUUAGUCAACUUCAUGUUGAAGAGGUUGACAGUUUUCUGCCUAAACAUUUUCUGCCUCCUAUUAUUAGACUUUGUGGAAAACUUGAGAUGUUGGACAGAUUGCUUCCCAAGCUCAAAGCAACUGGUCAUCGAGUUCUUUUUUUCUCAACAAUGACGAGGUUGCUGGAUGUCAUGGAGGAUUAUCUCUGUUGGAAACGAUAUAGGUACCUUCGUUUGGAUGGACACACCUCUGGGCUUGACCGUGGAGCUUUAGUUGACGAAUUCAACCGUUCUGACUCACAAGCAUUCAUAUUUCUCCUAAGCAUUCGAGCUGGAGGGGUUGGUGUAAAUCUUCAAGCUGCAGAUACUGUCAUCCUAUUUGACACUGACUGGAAUCCACAGGUUGAUUUGCAAGCUCAAGCAAGGGCCCACCGGAUUGGACAAAAGAGGGAUGUACUUGUUCUACGGUUGGAGACAGUACAUACUGUCGAAGAACAAGUAAGGGCUGCUGCAGAACACAAACUCGGUGUUGCUAAUCAGAGCAUCACUGCAGGAUUCUUUGACAAUAACACAAGUGCUGAGGACAGAAGGGAAUAUUUGGAAAAUCUUCUUCGGGAAUCUAAGAAGGAAGCAGCUGCGCCUGUUUUGGACGAUGAUUCUCUCAAUGAUAUCCUUGCCCGAAGUGAAGCUGAGAUUGAUAUAUUUGAAUCUAUCGACAAGCAAAGGCGUGAUGAAGAAAUGAUAGCAUGGCAAAGAUUGGCUCAAGGUUAUCCAGAUGGGUCAGAUUCUGUUGUUAUGCCUUCUCGUCUUGUGACAGAUGAGGAUUUGAAAUCCUUCUAUAAAGCAAUGUCGAUAUAUGAAUCACAACCUUCUACCGCUGGCAUUAAAAGAAAAGGUGAACAUGUUGGCGGCCUUGAUACACAGCACUAUGGAAGGGGCAAACGAGCUCGCGAGGUACGAUCCUAUGGAGAUCAGUGGACCGAAGAAGAGUUUGAGAAACUUUGUCAAGCUGAUUCUCCUGAAACAUUACCAAUCAAGGUACUGAGAGAACCAUGUCCCUCCAAGGAUUCAGAUGAACUUCUAAACAAGGAGACACAUCUACCAUUACCAUUACAAACUGAAUUACCAACUAUAUCUAAAGAGCUGGUACAGCCAGUCAAAGAGCAGCCAGUCAAAGAGCCUUCUCAGUCAGUCAAAGAGUCUACGCCAGUUAAGCGGGGUAGGGGUAGGCCAAAGAGAACAGCAGCAGGGGAAGUGUUGGUGCAGGAUGUGAAGUCCCAAAGUGAAAUGGUUUCUGCAACCCCUACAGUUUCGGGACUGGUUCCUACUACUGAUAGUGUGGGUGUGGGAACUCCUGCUUUACUACCUUCAUCCAGUCCGGUCACAUUGGCUCAAACCAAGGCUCACAAAAGUCAAACUGGAGCACUUCGUGGACGGGGCAGAAAACCUAAAUGUCCACCAGCUUCUACUGAACUUCCAACUCAGACUGUAGUAGUAUCAGAUGCACCUAAGGUUCCUGCAAUACCGCAAGAGAAGAUAAGUGUUGACAAAUGCACAGUGAUUCCAAAUCUUUCUGCUGUUGAUAAUGAUCUUAGUCCUUCUACACAAUUAUGUAGGGUUGACUUAGAAUCAGUUAAGACUUCAAAUUUGUCUCAAGAAUCUGAUAAGGGAAUUUCAUCUGCUGAAAUGAGUGAAUCUGGGGCGGUUCCUGAUGCAGCAAUGAUUAAAGCAGUGCCUCGCAAGGCAAAAUUACCUGCCACUAUUGAUAACAUGAGCUCUACCGAGGCUAAAUCAAGUGAAAAACAGAAAGUACAUGAGAAUUUAGGUGAUUUAUCUAGUGUUAGCACUCAGAAAACAGUAUCUGGUGGUGUUGGAUUAACAGAGCAGCAGAACUUUACAGAUAGCAAUAUCUCCACUUUAAGCAGUGGGAAGGUAAUGCCAGAACAAACAGGUGAUUCAUUGAUGAACUCUAAAGUUGCUGUAUCUAUCCAUGGUUCCCAAAAUACUAGAUCUAUGAUUCAGAAAAGUGUUGAAGCAGUUACCCAAGUGGAUGGCCCUGCUGGGUCUAUUGAAGCCAUCAAAUAUCAGGAAAUGAUUAAUCCAUCUAAAGCAACAGAAGCAGUAAUGGAUAAUUCGAAAGUUUCACCCUCUGUAGUUGCAGUUCCCUUGGUUCAAGUGCAAUAUCUUCCAACAAAAGACUAUGGUGUUGUGCCUCCUGCAGUUCAAAAAGGGCUGGAUAAAUCUUCAGUGACUAGGAAAAAAGCAGCUGCUCGAAGUGGUUCUGCAACAGCAGCUUGUGAGCGACGUGCUCGUCUUGCCGGAUUAAAGCAGGCAGAAGGAGCUAAACGAGCAGAUAACAAAGGAAAAGCUCCACAUGCAGUUAUUAAUAAAGAGAAACAGGAUAGUGAAAGUGCUGGAGGUCCUGUAUCACUUGGGGCACUUUCUGCAUCAGGUGACAAAGUAAAUGAGAAUUGGACUGCUUUGCCACAAUCUUCAGAAAUACGGGUGUGUUCUGAAAAGGCAGAGAAAGAAGAUGAGACUCAAUCUGCUUCAGCACAAUCUUCAGGGCCGGGGAUAGGUUGUGAAAUGUCAGAUUUUGGCAAAUGCAACAUGGAAUUUAUUCCUCCUUCCACAAAUGUAAGUUCUUCUGAUCACAGUUCCAAGAAUUCAUGGGUAGAAUCAGAUAAAUCCAUUGGUAGCACUCAAGCGGUUAUCUGUUCAAUGAAAGGCUCAUCUUCAAGCUUGAACUUAUCAGAUGUUGCUGUUUCUUCAUCAAGCAAUAAGGAUGCAAUGCUUGUUUUGAAUGAUGCUUCUCUAUCUCCUAUCGUGGGGCCCUCUAGUGAAGCUAUGAGUGUGAUGCAAAUUCCAGAAAUUGUGGAGACAACUAUACAUAUCGAACAUUGCAACAAUGAAAGAUCUGCAAAGACUAGUUUACCAGAGUCACUAGGACAUCAGGGCUCUACUGCCUUUUUUUCAAAAAUAGAUUCUUCUGUGAUUAUCUGUCAUCAUGAAAAGCUUGAUGCUGUACCAGAAGAGUCUCCGUUGAAGAAAGAACUUGAGGAUAAUAUCUCUGAACCAUGCAAAGAAGUUAGAUUGGAGGAGCUACCUGAGUCAAAAACUAGGGGAGCUAACUUGGUUGAACUUGAUCAACCUGUUGGUGCUAUUGAAAUGUCCACUGUCGAGGCUAGAGAGGCCGAAGUAAAUUUUUUGGGUGCAUCAUCCAUUGACAAUUGCAAUGUUCAGUUAAAAGAGAAAGGAACGGACAUUGAAGUUGAUACAAAUGUUGAUCACCUAUCCUCUAAUGUUGAGCUUUUUGAGGAGCAGGCUAUGGACCAUCAUGAGCACCACGAUCAUUGUGAAGGCAAAACCAAGGAGAAAGAAGUAAGUAUUCUGGAUGCUUCGUCUCAUGAUAAUUGCAAUGCUCUGUUAAAAGAGAAAAAGAUGGUCAUUGAAGUUGGUGCAAAUGUUGAUCAUCUUCCUUAUAAUGUUGAACUUUUGGAGCAGGCUAUGGACCACCAUGUGAACCAAGAUGGCGCCGAAGGCAAAAUCAAAGAGAAAGAAGUCGUGAAAAUCUGUGAAGGUACAUUCAUUUCUGCUCAGGUUGUCGAUAUCUCCACACAAGCUAGUAUAAAGAACCACGAGGAAAACUAUUCUGAUUGCUGCAUGGAGACAAAUAUUUGUUCUAAAAUUGUUCUCCCUGAUAAAUUGCAUUGUAACAUAACUGGAAAAGCAGCAAAAGGUCCAUCCCACUCAGAGACUGCUGCUAUGGUCAUAGAUGAAAUGCCUUCAUGUUCAGCUGAUGUCAAUGAUAAGUUAGUAACUUUCGAAAAUCCUCAAAAUUCAUCUGUUGCUUUGCUAGAAAAAAAUGAUGACCCUAUUGUUGGCUGUUGUAGCAUGGAUAUGGUGCCUCACAAUUUUACUUUGAAGAAAAAUAUUCAUGAUGUGCCAUUUGACAAUCCUGGCGGUGAAGAUCUUACUGAAGCAAUAUGCCAAGAGGAUCAAAUUUCUGGUGUUGACAGUAGCAGCAGGCACACUCAUAGCCAAGUGAAUGAAAAUCCUGAUGGCACCAUGGGUGAUAGUAUCGAAUUGGAUGGUAUUUCUAAUCAAAAGAAUGGCGAUUGGAAACCUCAUGGCACCAUUGAAAAUUCUUUAGCUUCUGACUUGGAUAUUAAGUAUGAUGAGCAGCAAACACAAUUAGUUACUUCUAAUAGUCCUUCACAAUCUGAAUAUGUUGUUCAGCAAGAUGAGGAUACUGCUGUCGAAUCAGAAACCCGAUCAGAUAGGAUGGAUAAUGAAGCAAAACUUCCUGAAUCCAGUGAAAAUGUUACCAGCACAAGGAAUGAUGAGCCUCUUCUUCGGACACAUGAUGGUGAACUAAAUGCAGAUUCACUUGAUAAUGUGCAAACUUCCAAAUCAUAUGGCAACUCUGAAGUGACAAACCCAAACCGUAACAUGAAUGAUGCUUGUGUUGGCAUUGAACGAAAAGUACCUGCUAUUAUGCAAUCUUCUCGACUACAUGAUAUUGAAAAUACAGAAACAGAUUCUAAAAUGAUGGAUGAUGUUACAGAAACACUUGAUUCCAAUAAAAAUGCUACUGACAUGGGCAAUGAUGCGUCUCUCGCUGACUCUUCUGUUGGUAUGGAUCAAAAAGCUCCUGAACUAUAUGGUAGCACUGAAGAGACAGAAACUGAUCCUAAAGUGAUUGAACCAUAUGGUAAUACUGAAGAAACAGAAAUUGAUUCUAAAGUGAUAAAUGGCAAUAUGAAAGAUUCUGAUUUCUUUCACGAUAGUAUUGGUAUGUGCCACAAUGAGUCUAGCACUGAUGAGCAUGUUCGUGCUGAAAUGAAAACAGACUUGUGUAUUAGUGUGGAGGAUACUGAACAAGUAGAACCAGUGAUAGUUGCUGAAGAUGCUCAUCAACCAGCAAUAGUUGGUGAAGAUGUUCAUCCUGUAGAUGAUAUACCGAUCAACUCAGAGCAACAAUCUGUAACAUGUUAUAGCGAAUGUAAUGAAGCAGGCGAUGCUCAUCCUGGUUGUACGGUGGUUGCAUCAGAGUUUUUCACUGGUAAUCUAGUGGGCAAAAAUGGAAGGCAAAUUGCCAAAGCUACAGAUAUACCAGCUAUGGAGUUGAUUUCUGGUGUCAAACUACAAGGCGAUACCAGUUACAUAGAAAAUGUUCAACUUACAUAUGACAGUGCUCACAACUUGGAUUCACUUUGCACUAAUGAAUUAACUGAAGCAAAAACAGCUUCAACUGAAACCGGUGUCGAUGGAGCAGCUAAUGUUGAACAUGAAGCAACUGAAGCUAGUAAAGUUAUGGUUGAAAGUGUCACUGUGGAACUCGGGGUCCCGCAUUCCUUGGUUGAAAUUGAAAAUCAAAGUACCAAAGAAACGGAAGAGCUCAGUGUGGAUUCUACUUUACCCAGUGAGAUUACCGGAGAGCCUACAGUUAAGGUAGAUCAACCAACAUCAUCAUCAUCCCCGAGCAAAGAAUAGGAUUAUGGUAAAAGGUAUGCAAUGUAACUUAUUUUUGGCGUAAGUUGUAGUCAUAGCAAAUAUCAUGCUUUAUGAUUAUUUUGUUUGGCAAGGCCUGCUAUUUCGUCCGCACCGUCGGAUUUGUUCAGGAGCCAUUUCGCCACGAUCAUUGUUAUACAUGUAUGCCUCUGUGUAAAUGUAUUAAUAUGGAUAGUGUCUGCCACUUAAUGGUCAGACAGCCGGGUCCAAGCUGACUAUUGAUACGGAUGCCUGGAACCUUGUUGACAAACGGGGCAUGUGGGGACAUGCGCUGAUUAAGCGACAAUGUUGACUGUACGUACUGAGUUGUUGCUCUAUUUGACCCAUGCUUUGAAAAUUAA
Molecule: messenger RNA, 10424 nt
Organism: Zingiber officinale
Lineage: Eukaryota; Viridiplantae; Streptophyta; Magnoliopsida; Zingiberales; Zingiberaceae
Product: chromatin structure-remodeling complex protein SYD-like
Exons: 31
Coding region: 172-10065 (3297 amino acids)
Biological process (GO): positive regulation of transcription by RNA polymerase II
Cellular component (GO): nucleus
Molecular function (GO): histone binding; ATP binding; ATP-dependent chromatin remodeler activity
Source: RefSeq, a predicted model, not a curated record